AAUUCCUUAAUUAAGUCCUUGCUUAACGAUUUAAGUUCAAAAUCCGGCUGAAAUAUUAGUUAAAAGUAGCAUUGUGUAACGCACUCCUACGACCUAAGCUUAUCUUAUCCGCCAAGUAAUAGAUGGCAGGUUAAUAGUUCUCUGUUGUGAUCAUAGCUUGAAUAUAGAGUGUAUGGAUCAAUGCAAAUACCAUCUACCAAUGCUAAUUUAUUGAGCGAGUACUACAUGGCCUAGAUCAGGGAACGUCCACUAACAUGAGCUCUCUGGUCAAGGUUUUCUUGCUUUAUUUGGUCCAGGCUUUGAUUCCCAGGGCUUUGGUAUAUGGCGUGACCAAUGCUGUCACGCUAUCAUGUCACUCGUCACAUAUGUCUGUUCAAGUCGAUUUGAAAUAUUUCCAAUGGCUCGAUCCACAAUCGUUGCAUUUAAGACACCAAUCUUGCAGUUCCAAUCGUUAUAACAAGACUAGUGCAUCAUUCGUCGUUCCCCUUGAUGGAUGUGGCACACGACGAAGGACUCACAAAGACUUAUUUAUUUACACGAAUGCUGUUAGUAACUCCAAUCGGAAUUCAUCGUUCAUCAGUCGUGUGCCGUAUAUACGCAUGCCAUUUCAUUGCAUAUAUCAUAGAAGAUAUUCAUUCAUGUUGACGACUGGUACUGCCUCGAAAAGAAAUAUCGCAAAGAAAAUCAAGAACCCAGAGAAAAAAGAGAUUUUAUUUCAAGAAAAAAAUGGACAUGGAAUUUCAGCCGAUUCAAACGCAGAUUCACUACAUCGCAUCUCCGUGAGCAUUCUCUGGAUUACAUCAAUGGGAACGUUUACACUUUCUGUUUCAACGUUAUCAUAGAAGAAAACCUAACUACAGGAAAAAACUGGGUCAAGAGGCAUUGCAGUGCAUUCUGGGGCUGAUUUAAGGGACAUAUUUCUAAGAUGGAGGCUAUAUUUCGGCCCCCAAUUAAACAGUCCCACAAUGCACUGCAAGGCCAACUCGAUCUAGUUUUUUCCUAAACUUUGAAUAGCUGCUAUCAGUAUUUUUUCAAUUGUUAUUGUUUUGUUGUUUAAAAAAACACAUAUGGUACUUCUUCAAAAUCCUUAACAUCAUUCCGCGUUUUCAAUAACAUUUAUGCCAAAAGGAGCCAAAGUAGAUAUUUAAUUUUGUCAGUCCUCGGAAUUUUUUUCAUCCAAUUAUUUCCAAAUUUGACAGCAUGUAGUCCUAUUACCUAUACUAAUUCGCGUUCCUAAACUCCGAUUCUGUCAUCGUUGCUCGUCUUGUACGUUCCGAUCUAGCUCGUACCGCUCUGAACGAGUUACAUGAUUGGAUUAAAAAACAAUAGAUUGGUCUUCCAAACAAUAGCACUAAACCUAACCUUACAAAAGCGGUACUGUACUUAGGGAGCAAUGAAAAUCCAGCUUUCGAGCAGUAUACUGGAUUACUCCUUGUUCCAAGUGUCGUCAAUGAACAUCAAACCCCCACCCCUGGGGAUGAUUUUUUGUCCUCUUAGAGAUUUUCUGAAUUUAGUUAUUUAAAUAUAAAAAUCUUAUCUACAAAUUCAAGAUUCUAAAAAGAUUAUUGUCUGUAAAUUAAAUUAGCUAGUUAUUUAUUAACUAUAGGGAUAGUCGGGUUUUAUAAUUAUUAGAGAUUAAAUAUUAUGUACUAAGACUUAUACCCCAUUCACACCAAGGCUUAAACAUGUUUUAAAGUGGUUUAACUAAACAGGUUUGGAAAACUAUCUACGAACACUGCACAAUAUUUAGUGAAGUAAUGCAUGUAAGCUAUCCUUUAUCUUGCUCUGACAAUAUUUUAGAAAGUUUUAUUAUAUUGUAGGUUUCUAGUUUCUCAAUUGUUUUCCUAAUGAAAACACAGUUUAACUAAACACGUUUAGGUGUGAAUAGGGUAUAAAUGUUUGGGAAUUAAAAGAACUUUGCUACUCUUUUUUGAAUGGGAAAUUAAAUCAUCUCAUUUUUCUAAAGUUAUUGGGAAUUUCUUAAAUUUUUGGAAAUAGUUAACUUGUGCUUCUAACGAUUUCAUCCAGGAUUAGAGGUAAGGUAGAGGAAAUCCCAAAGCUCUUGUCUAGAUUCUAUCACUUUUAAACUUUGGCGGUUUCCUCCUUCAACAGUGUAAUCAGUUAGUUCAAAAAAAGCGUCGAAAUGAUUCUCUCGCCAUCCCCUCAGCUGGGAAUCACACCCAGUCCUCAAAACUACCACAAACUAAAGCCGUUUGCGUGUGGUAAUAUUAGUGUACCAGAGCUGGAAAUUCAACCUAGUUCGAUAAGAAAAAAACCGUAAAAAUGUCAAGCCCUCGUUCACAGCAAGUUCAAUAAAAAAGUGAACAUCAGUAAAAUCU
This is a messenger RNA of Actinia tenebrosa (Australian red waratah sea anemone), 2339 nucleotides long. RefSeq lists its product as uncharacterized. NCBI's taxonomy places the organism in Eukaryota, Metazoa, Cnidaria, Anthozoa, Actiniaria, Actiniidae. The record is from RefSeq and is a predicted model, not a curated record.